AUGACGAAUUUAAAAGAAUCUCGAGCUACUGGAAAAAUGGUCUACGCCCGAUGGACAUUAUUCUUUUUUAAUUUUCUCUUUUGGGGUUUUGGAGUUGCAGCAAUAGGAGUUGGUAUCUGGAUUAUGGUUUCUAAUAACGAUGUGUCCGUAAUAACUAAUAGUUUAUUCCGAUCUGGAACCAUUUUGGUUAUUGUUGGUGGCUGUAUUAUAGCCAUAUUAGGAUUUUUAGGUUGGCUUGGGGCAUAUCAAGAACAUAUUGGGAUUCUAAGCGCUUUCCUUGCUACAAUGUUUACGGUCUGCAUUUUGGAAAUGGCCGGUGGCAUUUGGGCAGGUGUUAAUCGUCCAAUUAUUGUAUCACAUCUACAAGACAAUUUAUACAACACGAUCAUAGCAAAAUACGGACAGCCAAAUGAGGUUCCAGUUACUAGAGCGUUUGACAAUAUUCAACAUAACGGAUGCUUAAGCGCUCUACUAAACAGCAUGACUCAGCAUAAUACAGUCAUCACAGGAAUUGGCGUUACUAUUGGUGUUAUACAGGGAUGUGCUUUAUAA
Messenger RNA from Trichoplax adhaerens, 552 nucleotides. RefSeq lists its product as uncharacterized. Gene Ontology annotation, cellular component: membrane. The coding region runs from base 1 to 552 and encodes 183 amino acids. The transcript has 6 exons. Lineage: Eukaryota; Metazoa; Placozoa; Uniplacotomia; Trichoplacea; Trichoplacidae. The record is from RefSeq and is a predicted model, not a curated record.